CUGGCCUGAUACCACGCAUGCGCAUGCUGCUCCCGUGUCAAUCGAAUGACGCGUCGUGUGGAAUCGUCUGGUGCAGUGAUGUCAUUCCUUCAUUGUACACGAUCUGCUUUGAAUAUCUGGCAAAUGCAAAGCAGAGUACGGAUAGAGACCUCUGCACUACUUCUGCAGGCCUGUUCAGGAUGCGGCUUCGCACGAUGGAAGAAUACAGCUGCCAACGGUGGCAGAAGUAUGGGCUACCAAUUUUCUAACACUGGAUGGAGACAGUUGGUUGUAGGGGUCCUGGCGGGUACAGGUGCUGUCCUAGUUUAUGGCUUGCAUAGACAGCAGGUGCAGCAAGCAGAGCCUAAAACUACCACAGAAUUGACCAGCCAAACUGUGUCAGCAUUGGGCAAUGAGGUGAAACCAACUAACUCAAUCUAUACCAGGCAGGAUGUUGCCAAACAUAAAUCUCUUGCAGAUGGGGUAUGGGUCACCUAUAAAACUAGUGUGUAUGAUAUUACAAAGUUUGUGGACCUACAUCCCGGAGGGGAUAAGAUCAUGCUUGCUGCUGGUGGUGCCAUUGAACCAUUCUGGGCAAUGUAUGCAGUCCACAAUCAAGAACAUGUUUACUCCAUACUUGAAGAGUACAGAAUUGGAGAGCUGAGCCCAGAAGAUCAAAAGCAGGCAAUCAUGGAUGUGGAUGAUCCUUAUGGAAAUGAACCCCUGAGACACCCUGUUUUGAAGGUGAAUAGCUUAAAGCCAUUUAAUGCAGAACCACCAGUAGAACUCCUGUCUGAAAAUUACAUUACCCCAAAUGAAAUUUUCUUCAAACGAAAUCAUUUGCCUGUACCAGAAGUUGAUCCAAAAACGUACCGUUUGCAGGUUAUAGGAGAGGGACUGAAGUCCAUCCAACUAACUCUUGAUGAUCUCAAGACCAAGUUUCCAAAGCACACAAUAACUGCUACAUUGCAAUGUGCAGGGAAUCGGCGCUCUGAAAUGAAUGCUGUGCGUCAGGUAAAGGGACUGAAUUGGGGGAUGGCAGCUAUUGGUAAUGCUACCUGGAGAGGGGUCAAGCUUUCUGAUGUCCUUAAGUAUGCAGGGCUACCAGAGAACACAAAUGCCAAGCAUGUCCAAUUUGAGGGACUUGAUAAAGACCUGACCGGGAUCCCCUAUGGGGCCUCUAUUUCCAUUCGCAAGGCAUUGGCUAAAGAUGGUGAUGUGCUACUUGCAUAUGAAAUGAAUGGUGAAGAUCUAUCCAGGGAUCACGGCUUUCCCCUGCGUGUCAUUGUGCCUGGAGUGGUUGGAGCACGCAAUGUGAAGUGGUUGAGCAAGAUCAUUGUAAGUAAAGAAGAAAGCCAGAGCCAUUGGCAGGUGAAUGACUAUAAAGGGUUUUCUCCCUCUGUAGAUUGGGAUACUGUUGACUUCAGUACUGCGCCAGCAAUCCAAGAACUCCCCAUCCAGUCUGCCAUAACGACACCUUGCAAUAAUGAUUAUAUCUCUGCAGACAAUGAAGAGAUCACGGUGAAAGGUUAUGCAUGGAGUGGAGGUGGCCAAGAAGUGAUUCGAGUCGAUGUCUCAUUAGAUGGUGGGAAGACUUGGAAAGUAGCUGACUUAACUGGGGAGAAGCAGGAUGCCGGUCAGGCAUGGGCAUGGAAACUGUGGCAGCUCACUAUGCCUCUGCCAAAGGGCCAGAAGAACUUGGAGAUAAUCUGCAAAGCUGUGGACAACAACUACAACGUGCAACCUGAUACCGUUGCACCCAUCUGGAAUUUACGUGGUGUUUUGAAUAAUUCCUGGAGUCGGGUGAAAAUUACAAUCAAACCUAAUAGUGGUUAGAAUCUGGAUCUGAAUAUCUCUGAUUACAGAAGAAUGUUUGGCUAUAUACAGUUGCCCUGUGGGAUAGUUCUUGAUGUCAUCGCAUUAACUAUAUAUACAGUCAAGUUCUCUUAAGCCACUCUAUUUGAAUUACUGAGCUCAGUAUUUCUCUAUUCAAAAUUCUUAGUGAAUGCCUUCAUUGCUGAUUGCGUUUAUUUGAUUAAUUUGGAUUUUCUUUUUUCAAAAGAACAAAACCUCUGAAUGACAAGUCUAGAGCAGAUUAAUGUUCAGAGAUGCAUCUAGAGAUUUUGUAGAAACAAAAACAGAAAUUGCUGGGUUCAGGUCACGUUACCUCUGCAUGAAUACUGCCAGACCUACUGUGCUUUCCUAACAAUUUCUGUUUUUGUUUGUGAUUUCUAGCCUCUGCCAUUCUUUUUUUUUGUUGUUUAGGCAUUUCCAGACAUGGCUUAAAAAAAAAAACACCAAUGUAGUGGCUUCUAUUUUGUAUUUGAAUCAAUUUUCUCAUUUUUGUUUGGGCAUGACAUAAUAUACUGUCAUAAAGUGA
Messenger RNA from Chiloscyllium plagiosum (whitespotted bambooshark), 2359 nucleotides. RefSeq names its product sulfite oxidase (gene suox). Gene Ontology annotation, biological process: sulfur compound metabolic process. Gene Ontology annotation, molecular function: sulfite oxidase activity; molybdenum ion binding; molybdopterin cofactor binding. The record is from RefSeq and is a predicted model, not a curated record. NCBI's taxonomy places the organism in Eukaryota, Metazoa, Chordata, Chondrichthyes, Orectolobiformes, Hemiscylliidae. Gene Ontology annotation, cellular component: mitochondrion.